AUGCCACCCGGUAGAUGGCGGAGGAGGCAGGCCGGUACCAGCAGCCAGGUUUCAGCCAAAACCGGUACCAGCAGCCACCACCACCACAAGGGAUCAUACCACCACCCACCACCACAAGGUAUAACCUCAAACCGGUACCAGCAGCCAGCUCCCCAAGGUAUAACCUCAAACCGGUACCAGCAGCCAGCUCCCCAAGGUAUAACCUCAAACCGGUACCAGCAGCCAGCUCCCCAUGGUAUAACCUCAAACCGGUACCAGCAGCCACCUCCUUAAGGAAUAACCUAAAAACCAUUACCAGUAGCCACCUCCCCAAGGUAUAACCUCAAACCGGUACCAGCAGCCAGCUCCCCAAGGUAUAACCUCAAACCGGUACCAGCAGCCAGCUCCCCAAGGUAUAACCUCAAACCGGUACCAGCAGCCAGCUCCCCAAGGUAUAACCUCAAACCGGUACCAGCAGCCAGCUCCCCAAGGUAUAACCUCAAACCGGUACCAGCAGCCAGCUCCCCAAGGUAUAACCUCAAACCGGUACCAGCAGCCAGCUCCCCAAGGUAUAACCUCAAACCGGUACCAGCAGCCACCUCCCUCCCCAAGGGUAUAACCUCAAACCGGUACCAGCAGCCAGCUCCCCAAGGUAUAACCUCAAACCGGUACCAGCAGCCAGCUCCCCAAGGUAUAACCUCAAACCGGUACCAGCAGCCAGCUCCCCAAGGUAUAACCCUUAAACCGGUACCAGCAGCCAGCUCCCCAUGGUAUAACCCUUAAACCGGUACCAGUAGCCAGCUCCCCAAGGUAUAACCCUUAAACCGGUACAAGCAGCCAAUAUCGGAUUUCAACACUUUAGUUAAAGAAACACUAUAGCGUUAGGAACACAAACAUGUACUCCUGACACUAUAGUGGUAAAAUAACUGUUUAUGUUCCCAGCCCACCUCCCGUUGCAGUAAAAAGGUGAUUUUACUCACCUUUUCUCCCAAGCCACGCCGGUCUCUCCAUAGCUGGUUCUGUCUUCGUGAAUGAGAUCAUCAAACUUGAUGAUUUCUGCCAAUCCAAUGCUUUCCCAUAGAAAAGCAAUGUAAGACUAUUGCACAUGCACAACAAAAUGCAGCUCUGAGCCAAUCUGCAUCUUCCAAACCGGUACCAGCAGCCAGCUCCCCAAGGUAUAACCUCAAACCGGUACCAGCAGCCACCUCCCCAAGGUAUAACCUCAAACCGGUACCAGCAGCCAGCUCCCCAAGGUAUAACCUCAAACCGGUACCAGCAGCCAGCUCCCCAAGGUAUAACCUCAAACCGGUACCAGCAGCCAGCUCCCCAAGGUAUAACCCUUAAACCGGUACCAGCAGCCAGCUCCCCAAGGUAUAACCCUUAAACCGGUACCAGCAGCCAGCUCCCCAAGGUAUAACCUCAAACCGGUACCAGCAGCCACCUCCCCAAGGUAUAACCUCAAACCGGUACCAGCAGCCAGCUCCCCUCAAGGUAUAACCUCAAACCGCACCAGCAGCCAGCCCCCAUGGUAUAACCUCAAACCGUACCAGCAGCAGCUGGGGCUGCCCCUGCUGUAUAACCCUCCUCAAAACCGGGUACCAGCAGCCAGCUCCCCAUGGUAUAACCUCAAACCGUACCAGCGCCAGCUCCCUCAAGGUAUAACCUCCUCAAACCGUACCAGCAGCCAGCUCCCCAAGGUAUAACUCUCAAACCGUACCAGCAGCCAGCUCCCCAAGGUAUAACCUCAAACCGUACCAGCAGCCAGCUCCCCAAGGUAUAACCUCAAACCGUACCAGCAGCCAGCUCCCUAAGGUAUAACCUCAAACCGUACCAGCAGCCAGCUCCCAAGGUAUAACUCAAACCGUACCAAAGCAGCCAGCUCCCUACAAGGUAUAACCUCAAACCGGUACCAGCAGCCAGCUCCCCAAGGUAUAACCUCAAACCGGUACCAGCAGCCAGCUCCCCAAGGUAUAACCUCAAACCGGUACCAGCAGCCAGUUCCCCAUGGUAUAACCUCAAACCGGUACCAGCAGCCAGCUCCCCAUGGUAUAACCUCAAACCGGUACCAGCAGCCACCUCCUUAAGGAAUAACCUAAAAACCAUUACCAGUAGCCACCUCCCCAAGGUAUAACCUCAAACCGGUACCAGCAGCCAGCUCCCCAAGGUAUAACCUCAAACCGGUACCAGCAGCCACCUCCCCAAGGUAUAACCUCAAACCGGUACCAGCAGCCACCUCCCCAAGGUAUAACCUCAAACCGGUACCAGCAGCCAGCUCCCCAAGGUAUAACCCUUAAACCGGUACCAGCAGCCAGCUCCCCAUGGUAUAACCCUUAAACCGGUACCAGUAGCCAGCUCCCCAAGGUAUAACCCUUAAACCGGUACAAGCAGCCAAUAUCGGAUUUCAACACUUUAGUUAAAGAAACACUAUAGCGUUAGGAACACAAACAUGUACUCCUGACACUAUAGUGGUAAAAUAACUGUUUAUGUUCCCAGCCCACCUCCCGUUGCAGUAAAAAGGUGAUUUUACUCACCUUUUCUCCCAAGCCACGCCGGUCUCUCCAUAGCUGGUUCUGUCUUCGUGAAUGAGAUCAUCAAACUUGAUGAUUUCUGCCAAUCCAAUGCUUUCCCAUAGAAAAGCAAUGUAAGACUAUUGCACAUGCACAACAAAAUGCAGCUCUGAGCCAAUCUGCAUCUUCCAAUUUAAUGCAUCUCUUGACUGCGACUAGAGGAACAAGGCAGUAAUGUGAACACUGCUUUCUCUCUGCAAAGGCAGUGAUUACAUUAGAAAAACCUCCUUGGACAUGCUAUAGACACCAGAAACACUACAUGAAACUGUAAUUGUUCUGGUGACCUAUAGUGUCCCUUUCACAUUAUUUUAACUAGUGUAUUGUGUGAUGUUGUACCCAAUGUUUGUUUUAACUACUUGGCAUAAAAAUGAUACUAAUAGGCUAGUUUAAAAAAAUAAAAAAAAUAAAAUAUAUAUAUAUAUAUAUAUAUAUAUAUAAAAAACUCCUGACAUUAUAGCCUAUUGUUUUGAAAAGUGAUCUUGACUUUUCCUGUGACAAUUGUUUUGAAAAGGCUCUUGCAUAAAAAUUUUAUUUUUCAUUGUUUUAUACUGUAGUUUCUGAUUUGAUGUUUGUUAGUUAAAUAAAUCACAUUAAUGUUUGAAAUCCCCUAAAAAAAAAUAUUAAAUAACUCUAUUUGACAUUUUAACUUUCCUUAAAUCUUGUGGAUCUUACACCCAUGUAAUCUUCUCCAUGCCUCAUAUUGUUGUUUCUUGCACACCAACAUUCUAAUGAUUCCUUUAGGUGGCUCUCGACACUGGAAUGCUCCAUCUCAGCAACAUCCUGCUGCUAGCUUUUCCAAAUCCACAACUUGGACAAAUAAACCCCGUGAUGAAAGUUUUAAACCUACCGGAGCUGCAGGAUUUAGUGGCUCGCAGAAUCGCUUUGCUGCCUUAUCUGCUCAGGAUAAUUCAAGAGAUGCUCAGAAGGACAAAGAUGGAAACCUCAUGUAAGCCAAAUAGAUAUAUAUUUUUAUUAUUUAUUUUUAUUUCUCGAAUGAGACAAACAGUAGUUUCUCAUGAAAUAAAUUGUCUUCUUAUUUAAUGUUGAUGGAAAAGUGAGAAGUAUCGGUGUAGCGCUCUAUACUAGUGGAUGUGGAAAAAAAAAAUGAAUAAAGUAAAACCUUGCUAUACCUUGAUGGAUUAUAUAUACUUAUAGAUAGUCCCAGAGUAGUCAGGUUUACCUUAAAUGCAAAACACAAAUAUACAGAACAUAGUGUAACCUGUAUACAAAACGUAAAUGGAAAUAAAGUGUAUAGGUAACUCACUCACACUUUUCUGAGCUAAUGUACUAGCUCAGGUAUGUGCGCCUUAGGGUCCGUAGAGGCGACCCUUCCCCUCCUUUUCGUCCAAAUAGUCUCCAGGUGUAUUGUCCUAGGUAAUAGGUAUAGGAGGAGAAAAUAGCGUAGUACAGUCUGGUGUAUAAAGGGUAUAUUUAAUAAAUAAUACCAAUAUACUCACAAACCCUGAGCCAAUAUAUCGGCUCGCUUCAUAAGAUGUGUGUGGUUAAGGACCACAUUCCUUCUUUGUAAUAGCAGGUAGGAAUAAAAGCCGUAAGUGUGAUAAAAAUAUAUAUAUAUAAUUUAUUGUAUAAAAAGUAUAACAUAAAUAUAAAAAAUACACUAUAUCAAUAAAUCAACACUUGUGGCUAUAGUCCAAAAGACAGUAUAGUCUGUUCGAGCAGACUAUACUGUCUUUUGGACUAUAGCCACAAGUGUUGAUUUAUUGAUAUAGUGUAUUUUUUAUAUUUAUGUUAUACUUUUUAUACAAUAAAUUAUAUAUAUAUAUUUUUAUCACACUUACGGCUUUUAUUCCUACCUGCUAUUACAAAGAAGGAAUGUGGUCCUUAACCACACACAUCUUAUGAAGCGAGCCGAUAUAUUGGCUCAGGGUUUGUGAGUAUAUUGGUAUUAUUUAUUAAAUAUACCCUUUAUACACCAGACUGUACUACGCUAUUUUCUCCUCCUAUACCUAUUACCUAGGACAAUACACCUGGAGACUAUUUGGACGAAAAGGAGGGGAAGGGUCGCCUCUACGGACCCUAAGGCGCACAUACCUGAGCUAGUACAUUAGCUCAGAAAAGUGUGAGUGAGUUACCUAUACACUUUAUUUCCAUUUACGUUUUGUAUACAGGUUACACUAUGUUCUGUAUAUUUGUGUUUUGCAUUUAAGGUAAACCUGACUACUCUGGGACUAUCUAUAAGUAUAUAUAAUCCAUCAAGGUAUAGCAAGGUUUUCCUUUAUUCAUUUUUUUUCCACAUCCACUAGUAUAGAGCGCUACACCGAUACUUCUCACUUUUCCACCAUUUUCCUAUAGAAAGAUAAGCACGGUGGUAUAGCAGCUCAUAUUAAAUCUGUCGGGUAUAAUUCUAAUCUAAAACUUUAUAUAGAAGCGCUUGUACUCCCCAUUUGUAUUUAUUUAAUGUUGAGUUUAGAGUACCAUAAAAGGAGACUCUCAUUCGGGCACAUUCCAUUAAAAAUUGUGAGGCAGUGUCUAACUGUGUCUCUUAUUAUUUUUUUUUUAUUUAUUUUUUUUACACUGAUCUCCCAAUUAGCACCUCCCAGUUGAACGUUCCUUUUUUUCGUGGCUGCAAACAAAAGAAGGAAAAGGUGCUGAAUUUCUUAACAGCCAUUCAUUAUUUUGAUAUUUUUGCACUCUGUAUCAGUACUGCUUAAACUACUAUCAAAUAACUGAUUACCACUAGUUGUUAAUAAUUUUGUAAAUGGUUGUUUUUUUUUUUUUUCUUUUUGUUUUUUUUUUCCGAACAGAGAUGAACUGAUAAAGGACAUUCAGAUUUGGGAAUCAUCCAAACAAUGGCCAUUCUCAGUCUAUUCUGUGUCAAAGGAAAAGUGCAAUAUUUCAGGUAAUUCAAAUCCACUAUUUCCUUGUAAAUAUAAUCGGUUUGUGCAGCAACUUGUUUUUUUGUUUGUUUUUUUUCAUUAAUUGUUACUGAUCUUUAGAGAAGACAUACAAUAUAUGACAUUUGGGAAAUGCAAGUUCCAAAAUAGUAGUAUAUUGUAAGAUGUUAAAAACCUCACUUUUGUUAUAGUAUUGCCAUGAAAAAUCAGUGCCACAUAGUCGAGAAUAAUCCACCACAUGAGUACACGACAAAAAGAAAACAUUCUUUAUAAACAUAAAAGACAAAAAUCAACAAAGCUAUAGUGGCAUCAUAACACUUGAGAUGAUCUUGGACUCGGGGAGCUCUGAUUGUCAGUUAAUGCCAGACACAGGAAGAUGUUUUUAAAGUGUUGGAAAAAUGGUAGACUCCACUGAGACCAACAUAAUGGGCACACCUGCGCUCCCCAGCCCAAGGCAUUUUUAAAACCACUGCUUCUUGUCCACUGACUUCAACAUGCCUGGUGCCUAAGUCAAAAACUUGAGAUAGUCCCAAAGAAACAAGAGCCUCCUGAGGUUGGACAGUGUUUGGGGCUAGUGCUCCCUUUGGUUUCUUCCCCGUGAAGAUAAGCGGGUAUGGGCCUCAUCCAGAGUUGGCUUGACUGCAGAUACGGUAGAUUGGAGCACCGAAUUGUUCAGUAUUUGUCCAAAUCUAUUACAUAUAUCUUCAAAGGCCUCUUUAAAAGGUAAUCUGCAAUGCUGUCAAAUAGAUGCCCAUUUUAGGUUGCUCAGAUAGAUGAUCUGCUGUAGCAUGCAAAUUGUCCAGAAGUAGGGUAGAUGCACUGGUUGGGACUGGGAUAAACCCCUACCUGUCAAAAGUGGGGAGUAGGGUUAAGGCAUUUAGUGGAGGGUAGCUGUGUACAGUCCAUCUGUCACUCUGUUGCAAUCUAGGCCGCACCACCAGGAACUCCAAAGUUUCAGUGAAUUGCCCCGUAGAAACCAGAUUAUAGUUUCUCAGAGUUCAGCGCUCUUUCCAUUUAAAACAAAUUUGAGUUCAUAAGACUAUAAUACAGCCUGCUGUAGUGCUUUUGAUGUGACGAGUACCCUGGCACCCUUCCCCCUGUAAUGGUGCAAGACAUUUAAUAUCUUACCUGGGUCACACUGGUCACCAGGUAUCCUCUGCAGCUAGCUUACAAUAUCCAAAUUCUCCAAAAGCCAGAUGCUGAUCCUGCCACUCUGGUAUUUAAUGGAGAGUGUCAGCUGUUCGCUCCCAGCCAAUUAAUGCCCCUCUGUGCACAGAAAUAUGCACAUAAUUGACAUUGGCAUGGCAGAAUUCUUGUUCUGCUGGAUCACCCUGUUCAGGUUACCUCUCCCCUGUAAGGAUGCAGCAAGAUAUCUUCCAACUGCACAUGUGUAAAUCUAUCUGGCAUGCCCAAUGCACUUUUCGCUAGGAAUUGGACACUGAUUGGUUAGAUCAGUGUCCCACCUGGAGUGGAUGAGGAAAGCAUAAGCAGGAAGAAGCAGGUACAAAAUGAUAAAUUAAAAUCCUAUUUACCUGUUUUUUUCGGCAUGCAGAGUGGGGCAACUGUGUCUUUCAAAGCCAAAACUUUUGAAUGAGAGAAUUGUCUCAAAAUGAUCCAUGUCCCUUUAAGAUGUGCUUAGAGUGUGUCUCUUUAAUUUGCUUAAUAUUGUUUUACUGUUCAGCAUUUCCACUAGGUGAUGCUAUUGCCAUAUGGAAUUUCAGUUUAGUUUCAAUAAAUUUUUUUCACACCAGCACAAAAGUGCAGUUAGUAAAUUCUCUCACAAGAGAGAGUACUAUUGUUUAUUUUAUAUCAUGAUCUUGAAAUUGGUUUCACUGCAUCUGUGGAGCCAACUGUACUCCCCUGAAAUCAUAGCCCAUAAACUUGUGGUAAAUUUUCCAUACUCAAAGUUGCCUAAUAUUUGCUUCUGUUUCCACCAUUGUAGACGGAUGCUGAUGCAUACAAUGAAAAUUCUGACGAAAAAAAAAAGGGUUACUGCACUUGAUCAUUUAAAAAACACAGGGUGCUAAUUGAGUAUGGGUCAGCAUAUCCCAUAAGAACAAGUAUAAAAGAAAACAUCUCAGACACUCACUAUGAUAAAUCAAACAGAUUUAUUGGACACCGUCUGCUUAGUUUAUUAUUUAUAUAGUGCCAGCAAAUUCCGUAGCGCUGUACAGUGGGUGGACUAACAGACACGUAAUUGUAACCAGACAAAUGGACGCAGAUGAAAACCUGCUAACAGUUUAAAUGAUAUGCUUUCUUGAAAAAGUGAGUUUUCAAUAAUAGAUUUUCACCCAGUCUCCACUCCUUCAAAAAUAACGGUGUAGGGAAGCGAUUUCCACAGAAAAGGUGAAGCCCUGGAGAAGUCUCACAUGCAAAUUCUGAUAGCAUCCCUUGCUGCCUAGUGUGUGGUAGUAUGUUUGGAAUUUCUGGUACUAAUUAUCAUUAGUAAAUGGGAGUGUUUAUCACUUUCACCAACCAUAUUUGUAUUAAUACAGAUAGCAUCGUAAUAAAGCAUAAACACAAAUUAGAGCAUUAAAAUGUGGUCUACGUUUAUGCUAGAUCGUACCUAUAAUGUACAUGGUAGGGACACUUUGAAAUAACAGUAACUAGUUAUAAUGUUCAUGUGAUAAAUGUAAAGGUUUCUUUCAGGUGAUGUGUCAACUGUUAAUGUUCUGGAACUCCUAACAUGCGAACUAAUUCAGUAACCCUUUUUUUUUUUUUUUUUUAUGAUCUUACUUUUUCAGGCUUUACAGAUAUCUCACCAGAAGAGCUUCGCUUAGAAUACAUUGCGUCUCAGGCCAGUGGGAAUCUACAGAAUUAUGUAUGUAUGUUUGGUCAAAUGUUUGGAACAUAGUAUAUCUCUGACCUAGUUAAAGGACCACUAUAGUGCCAGGAAAACAUACUCGUUUUCUUGGCACUAUAGUGCCCUGAGGGUGCCCCCACCCUCAGGGUCCCCCUCCUGCCGAGCUCUAGGGGGAGGAAGGGGUUAAACUUACCUCUUUCUCCAGCGCCGGGCGGGGAGCUUUCUGCCUCCUCUUUGGCUGAAUGCGCAUGCGCGACAGGAACCCCGCGCGCGCGUUCUGCCAGUCCAAUGCUUUCCUAUGGACACUGGCAUCUUCUCACUGUGAGAAGCGCGGAAGCCCUCUAGCGGCUUUCAAUGAGACAGCCACUAGAGGCUAGAUUAACCCAUUUAUAAACAUAGCAGUUUCUCUGAAACUGCUAUGUUUAUAGAAAAAAGGGUUAAACCUAGCUGGACCAGGCACCCAGACCACCUCAUCAAGCUGAAGUGGUCUGGGUGCCUAUACUGUUCCUUUUAAUAGUUUUCUGAAUCUAAUUCUCCAUUAUUAACCCUUUGCAAAACUGUCAAAGCACUAAUGACAAACAUUGGCUUACCAGUUUAUACAGAAGGGAUCAUUCUUUGAUUCCCUGUUUACCAGCGGACUCCCACACAAUCCGUUGACUCUGGUUCUUAUCCCUGCUUUAAAAAUCCUGCUCAUGUAAUGUCAGAGGGGCUGUGUAGAUUGUGUUGCUAAUAACAAUCAACAGUUAUACACAGCCACUUCACAGAAAUGUUCUGUACAUCCAAAGGGCAAGAAAUAAUCAAAUAAAGCAUCAUGCAAAGAUGUGCCAUUUAUAGUGUGGAGAUGUAGGCACUGACCCUGUGUCUCCACAAUCAUAAACAAAAGAAAGAAAUAAAGCAUUGAGAAGUUCUAAAGUAAGUGAAUGGUCAGCCUCUCUUGGCUUCUUUUCACUCUUCUCAUUUCCAUAUUAUGGAAAGUAAAGCAAUAAGCUGAUCAGUGCACAUCCUGUACAAAUCCAUACAUAAUUAGCUGCCUUUAAAUCCUUUAAAUUGCUGCUCUACAUAUGCAAUAAGGCCCUGGUUCUCUGUUUUAGGGAAUAUUUUAUUGUUGGGCUCAAGAAAUGGAAAUGUGCAGCAAAUAAUAGAUUCAGAGUUUGAUUUUUGCAUUUAAAAUAAAAUAAAAAUUUCAGUAACGUUUUCUACACCAUAUGACACCCUAAAUUUUGAACAGGUGGGGUGAAGCUGUAUAAGGUUAUGUUUUACUUAUUCCUGUGAAUAUUUUUUUUAAAGCAUUUUUUUCUUUUAUAGAUGAAUUCAGUCCAGCAGAUGGUGAACAAUUGGAAACAAAAAAUGAAUGAACUAAUGAAUCUAAACGCAUCAUCUAAAGUUGCACUGGUAUGACCAGAAUCUCCAAUAAUCAAUCCGUUUUUGUACCCUCAGUUUAUCUUUCUCACUCUGUACAAGACUCAAUCAGGUACGCUUGAGAAAAAUGUUGCGGAUUUUAAUUUUUUGUUUUGAAAACUCUGUUUCAGCUUAAUGAACUGAACAAUACAUCUACCUACACAAUACCUGCCUCUGGAGGGUCACAGCAGCCGGGCUUUGGAGGGUCACAGCAGCCGGGCUUUGGAGGGUCACAGCAGCCGGCCUUUGGAGGGUCACAGCAGCCGGCCUUUGGAGGGUCACAGCAGCCGGCCUUUGGAGGGUCACAGCAGCCGGCCUUUGGAGGGUCACAGCAGCCGGCCUUUGGAGGGGCGCAGCAGCCGGCCUUUGGAGGGGCGCAGCAGCCGGCCUCUGCGUCACUGGGUAAGCUCAUCUUAUGACUAUUGUAAAAAUAGUGAUAAAACAGAGCAGUCUUGAUGUUCAGAUUUGUUAUGUAGCAUGAAUUUGAAAUUCAUCAAUCCUUGUAUGUCAUGCACGUCUUCCAGCAUGUAUGUUGAGUAUAAGCCUUUGUAUGCAAAACUGCAGAAUCACAAUCAAAGUGACCUGUGCAGAUCUCAAAUCCUAAACUUUGAGCUGACCGUGGCCAUGUACAUGCAUCCUAAGAUAUGUGAUACAAUCCAAUUAGCAAGUAUAAUUUAAAAAAAGUAUUUUUACCCCUUGUUCUUUACUCAUUGGAAAAUAUACUGUUGAAAAAAGAAACUUUAUUGAUAUUUAAAGGGACUCUCCAGGCAAGAAAUUUUACUCACCUGGUUCCAGCGCCGGGAGCCUCGUGAAGCCGCGCCCCAUAUUUCGUCAAAAUGAUGAAAUAGGCGGGCGCGAGCAGGGAGCAAUCAGACGCUUCCAUUUGGAAGCGUCAUUGCUCCCUUGUGCGCAUGCGCGGCUUCGCUACACAUGCGCACAUACUUCAGAGGCCGGCAUUCAUGCCGCCCUCUGAAGUCCUUAGCGCACUACCGCACAUGCGCGCGGCUUCGAGCUGAGCUGACUGACAGCUCAGCUCGCGGUCUUUGCCUGCCCCCUCUCCUCUGCUGACAGGCAGGAGAGAGAAGGCGCGCACACAGUACCUUCUCUUUCCUGCACAUGUCAGACGUAUUUUAAUACGCCUGACGUGUACAAGGCCUUUUUAGGACCCUGCAUGAUAGGAAGUCCUUCUAGUAGCCGUCUGAGUGACGGCCACUGGAGGUAUUCCUAUCAAUCAAUGUAAACACUGUAUAUUUUCUCUGAAAAUACAUUGUUUACAUUAGAUUGCCUGCAGGAGCUAUAAAUCAUACCUGAACAACUACAUUAAGCUGUAGUAGUUCAGGUGACUAUAGUGUCCCUUUUAACUUUGAAUCUAGCAGUUACUAAAAUGGGAAGUGAUAUAUUUUGGCUAAUCCUAUUUCUACCCAGACUGCAGAAGUUUGUCACAUGUUAGGUAUUCUGUACAUUUUGUAAAUAAAUAUCAAAUGAUUGUGACUUCUGUAGUGUAAUAAAAUGGAGGCUGGAAAGACUAUGCAUGCAUGAUUGUUGCAUGAAAACAUGUACAGGUUUGUGAAAUUAAUACCAGCAUAUCCGCAGAGCACUUUUAUCAUAGUGAGAAAGCAAGUCAACACUACAUACCAUCUGUAAAUUGUGUUAGCAGGACUGCAAACCAAUAUAUACAAAUAAAACAAAAAUUGUUUCCUUAGAGGGACUUUACAAUUUUUAAAAUGUGAUUAACUCCAGCUAACUGUGUAAUUGAUUUUGCAAUUAAGGUUGCAUUCUUACGCAUUAUAAGAUUGUGAAGCUGAAAAUGUAGAGUAGAACAAAAGUGAAAGACUGGAAGCAUAGGAAAUGCACUCGUAAAGGGGUUAGCCCUAGAGUAACUACAGAAGUAGUAGAAGGAAAAAAGAGAGAAAAUGAGUGCCCUAGAACAAUUAAUAUAUAACCUUUAAUAAUAUAGUUAAAAACUGUGAAUAGAUAUAGGUAAAAGUGCUAUGUAACAACAGAUACCUAUAAAUCUGGCAACAGUGUCACGCUAUUAGUAACAAGUAUCACUAUAGGGAGACUGUAACAACUACCACUAGAUCUAUAACUGGAAGUAUGUCUGCUAAAUAGUUAAGCCUCAAAGUUGCUAGGAUAAAUCUCAACCUAAUAGUUGUAAGUAAGGAGGUCCUGUUCAAAAGUUUUCAGUAUCCUCCAUUUUAUACUAAAUGCAAAAUGCAAUUUUGCUCUGGCACUAUACAAGCAUAUAUAUGUACAAAUGUAUGUAUGUUGUUACAGUCUCCCUAUAUUGACACUUGUUACAGUCUCCCUAUAUUGACACUUGUUACAGUCUCCCUAAAUUGACACUUGUUACAGUCUCCCUAAAUUGACACUUGUUACAGUCUCCCUAUAUUGACACUUGUUACUAAUAGCUUGACACUGUUGCCAGAUUUAUAGGUAUCUGUUGUGACAUAGCACUUUUACCUAUAUCUAUUCACAGUUUUUAACUAUAUUAUCAAAGGUUAUAUAUUAAUUGAAAAUGUAGAGUAUGUGCAAGGAAAAGUCAAUUGAAACAGAAAAAAAAUACUGUGCUGAUAAAUGCACAGGUGCCUUGCUAUUGGUAGUCCUUGUAUCUCAACUUUGUACUCAUUACAGUGCUCAGUAGAGCAUAAUACUACAGUGCAUACAAUGGACAAAUAGAACAUUCCACUUUUUUCUUUGGUUCUUUACAUCUCAAUGUGCUAAUGCAUAACAUCAUAACCUAACAAAUAUCUUCAUGUGUCCAUCAUCUAGCAGGUCUCGUCUAAAAUACUUUAUCAGUGUAACAUUUCCAUUGUUCAUACACAUAGUGUUUAUGCACAACUUGAUACUACAUGAUAAAUGAAAGAAAUGAGAGCAGUUGUGGAUAUAUAUAUAUAUAUAUAUAUAUAUAUAUAUAUAUAUAUAUAUAUAUAUAUAUAUUUUUAUAUAUUUUCUUCAGGAUGCACUCACAGGACUUGGUGAAAAAAUCUAUUCUGAUUUAUUUAAAUCAUGUGCAUAACGCAAAACAAACCAACCAACGUUUCGACCCCUGCGGGUCUUUUUCAAGGUUAUUGUCCCGGUCAAAACAUUGAAAAUAUGUACCCAUACAAUAUUAGUGCACUUACCAAUCCAAUUCAGAGAGAGACCCUCAGCCUGACACCGGAACCCGGAUGUGAGUACGGACCGCCUCCUGACGUCAUCAUGUGAUGACGUGCGGCCAGAGACAAAGUGAUCACCAUGGAAACCACCUAUGCUUCUAUACAGGAUCGCAGAAAAAUGUGAUCAAGAAUAGUGAUGAGAGGGCAACAAGAUGGAAGAUCUGUUCUGAGCAAAGAUCUAAUUAACCCCUUAAGGACCAAACUUCUGGAAUAAAAGGGAAUUAUGACAUGUCAUACAUGUCAUGUGUCCUUAAGGGGUUAAGAGUCAAAAUAUGAAAAAUACAACCAUGUGCUUAAGAGCCACCUCUAAAUGAAGUGCAUACAUGUGUUAAAGUGAAAGAAAAGUGUAGAUAAACGAGUGAAUAGAGGGUGACACAUUAGUACAGGGAAAAUAUAGCAAUGUCUAUCAAUCUUAAUAUAAUACUCAAUAUACAUUUUUUAGUAAAUAACAUCAUACUAAAUACAUAACUUUCCUUAAUAAUCGAAAGCAGAAAUCUAUGGUCAGCAUAUGAACGCCAUGUACCCACCCAAAUUUUAUUUAUAUUUAUAUUAUAUAUAUAUAUAUAUAUAUAUAUAUAUAUAUAUAUAUAUAUAUAUAUAUAUAUAUAUAUAUAUUUCUUUUUAAAUAUAAUGUUCCUUACUAAAAUGUACCACCAGCUUUUGCUUGAGCCUCUGCUUGGUUCCUAUGGAGUUUCAAUGCACUCAGAAGGUUGAACAUGACUUUCUUUUUCUGGCAUCCAUAUAUAUUAACAUAACUGGUCUAAUUUCCAAUUGUUUCUAAACUCGUUUGAGGAAGCAUAUAUUCUGAAAUUUAUAUUAUGAUAAAUUAAGCUUAACCACCAGUAGAUUAUUCUUCUGUCCUCAGUAGACCCAUUUGAAGGAAAUUUGUCAAUAGUUUUAUUAAGAGAAAAUUUAAAAAAGAUGGGACUGCUAGGCAAGGAAGCAGCCAUCUAUAGGAACUGGCCAAGAGUCCUACAGUCCUUUAAAAUGUUCAGGGCAGGUGAAGGGAGAUUAUACAAUUUACAGCUACCCAGCAUUUAUUACUUUCUGUGUAAACCUUUUAUGUCAAAUAAGGAGAGGGGUGUAAAGGAAGAGCAUAGCAUUAAUCUGCCACUGCCAACUACUACUUGAGCAAUUAUAAUGUAAGCCUAUGAAUUGAAGGUACACCAACAUAAUGUAAUAACAGUUGUUUAAAGUUGACUGCUGAAAUCCAAUAUUUUCAUAAAAUGUUAUGUAGACGAUAUUGAGCAGUGACACUGCAGGGAAAUGAUCUAUACACCCAAACGGCUUCAAUAAGCUAAAGUUGUUUUGGUGACUAUAGUUUCCCUUUAAUGAGCUGGCAGAGGUAUAGGCUGAAAUUUCUGGGAUUGAUUCAAAGUAAAAGGUAGAACUGUUCCAGUUGCCAGAAGUCUUUAAAAUACAAAAUUCUGCAUUAAAGGGACACUAUAGUCACCUGAACAACUUUAGCUUAAUGAAGCAGUUUUGGUGUAUAGAACAUGCCCCUGCAGCCUAACUGCUCAAUCCUCUGCCAUUUAGGAGUUAAAUCCCUUUGUUUAUGAACCCUAGUCACACCUCCCUGCAUGUGACUUGCACAGCCUUCCAUAAACACUUCCUGUAAAGAGAGCCCUAUUUAGGCUUUCUUUAUUGCAAGUUCUGUUUAAUUAAGAUUUUCUUAUCCCCUGCUAUGUUAAUAGCUCGCUAGUCCCUACAAGAGCCUCCUGUAUGUGAUUCAAGUUCAAUUUAGAGAUUGAGAUACAAUUAUUUAAGGUAAAUUGCAUCUGUUUGAAAGUGAAACCAGUUUUUUUUUCAUGCAGGCUCUGUCAGUCAUAGCCAGGGGAGGUGUGGCUAGGGCUGCAUAAACAGAAACAAAGGGAUUUAACUCCUAAAUGACAGUGAAUUGAGCAGUGAAAUUGCAGAGGAAUGAUCUAUACACUAAAACUGCUUUAUUUAGCUAAAGUAAUUUAGGUGACUAUAGUGUUUCUUUAAAUAAUGUUCAUUGGAAUCAUGCAAAGAGUUCACAAUAUCAUACCUUUGGAGGAGCGAGUUUACCCAAGCUCAUAACACAUGGGAGUGAACAUUGACUAAUUCACUAUUGUAGUAGUGCGAGAGUCACCUUUUACUGAAAAUACAUGCAAUGGAAGUGUGGGUCAAAAUAUAAAAGUAUAGAGUUACAGUAUAUGCUGUCGCAUGUUGCUGAGCGCUUUAUUUCUCCAUCACGAUAUGAAUUAUCCAUGCAUGCAACAAAUGUAAAGCAUUGUAAUUAUGUUUACUGGAUGUUAUGAAUUUCUCAUGCUGCUUUGGAUUUCCUUAGGCUGUUUUAUGAACCUGUAGCUACCCCAUGUGGACACACUUUCUGCCUCAAAUGCCUUGAGCGAUGCUUGGAUCACAAUCCACAUUGUCCUCUCUGCAAAGAAAACCUGUCACAGGUGAGCUGACAUACCACAGACAGAUCAAUUGAAAACAUGCAGCGAACAUAAAAACAGGAAAAUGUGCCGCCUGUUCUUGUUAUAUAGCAUAGUUACUACUUAGGUAGCACUUAACUUGUUUGAAUAUCAACCCCCAUGUUUUCCAGCUACACAGGUAGUAAAUUAGUAUCCCAUGAUCAUUUAAAUAUUAUAUUCAUAGACUUCAGCAGCAAUCUUGUAAAUGGAAAGAGGUGGAUACAGUUAGGAUGCUCAUUUCAGAGAACCGAAGCAAAUGCUAACAAAAAAUAUCUGUGUUGGAUCUCUGCUCUCAGUGGUCAGUGUUAUAAACUGCUGUUGGUUCAGGCAAGCAAAAUUCAGAACAGGUCACGUGAGAAUCAGAAAGCUCAGGACACGAGGUUAACAGCCCAUAGAGCUUUCACCUGCAGUUUACUACUUGGAAGGUCAUGUAGCUGCUUUGACUUUGAGAAACCUCUGAGAACCUUGCUGUUUAUUAGUCUCAGGUGUGACUGUCACUAGGCGACAGGUGAGCCUGCAGACAGACUUGUAACCUGAUCCUCUGUGCAGACUGUGCUUAUGCUGAACGUGCUAUUUCUAGUCUGUCUGCUAGUACUUUAAAUGCUGACACUAUGGGUCGCUGUGGAACAGACAGGAUCUACAAUCCAAAAUUAACACACUUGCAUUAAUACAAGGUGACAACAUUUAGCUAUUACUGCCCUGCUUACCAAUAAUCUAAAAAUAUUUAACUCUGAUCCAUUUUUCUGGUUCCUAUUCAAAGGGCAACUGAUGCUCUAAAAAAUUGAGGUUUUUUUUAAUAUAAAACAUUUUGAAAGUUAAUAGCUUUUGUUUUGUGUUUUUUUAUAUAUGAAGUAUAUGUAAAUAUAAAUGAGAAAAAAAAAAUCUUUUUGUAUAUGACAGGAUCAUUCUUCCAUAUACAUGCACCAUGGAUGUUUGAAAAUGUAACGUUUCUAUAGUCUUUCUGCUUCCGUGCAGCAGGGAAGAUUUUGGAGACUGGCUGUCAUUUUUCAAACCCUGUCUGACCUAAGGUGUAUGUAUAUGGCUGAAGGAUCUUGUCAUGAACUAAAGAUAGGGGUGAGUUUUCUGUUGCUUUUGUUGUUGUUGUGUUCUAAAACACAUAAAAAAAGUAGGAAAGGGAUAUCAAAUUAGGUAGAUUUAGGAUUAGUUUAUCCUAGAGUUUGUCUACAAGAGGGGAAGGGUGGUAUGAGUAAAAUGACACAAGUUUGGAAAGGUAGGUGACGAAUGAAGGGGGUUGUGGAGAGAGACUCCUGUACAGAAAGGGGCUAUUUACAAAGUGACCUAAAAGGUAUUGACAGACGGGCAUAAAUUGGGGAGAGGAAGGGGAGGUUGAUGGACACAAGGAGGAGAGGGUAGAAGGGCACCAGUGAGGGAUUUGGGCUAUGGACAGAGGGAUGCAAGAUGAGUAAUCUGUCUCUAGACAGAGGGACUCUGAUAAAAUUGAGUCAGUACAAAGAGACACAAGUAAGGGAGAGAGGUGUAUGGGCAGAGGGGCACAAGUGGGAGGAGGAGGCUGUGGAAAAAGUGAGGAAGGUGUGGUAUAAGCUGAGGGACACAAGUGAGGAAAGGGUGAGAUAUGCAAAGAGAGACUAAUGUGGAAAGCUGGUGUAUGGACAAAGGGAGACAAGUGAGGAGAUGGAAAGAAAAAUGAAUUGUGUGGUAUGGAGAGCUAUACAUAGGGGUAGAUGUCAAGGAGCGCAUCAGUGAGUGGGGGGGUAAACUGCACACAUUUACAUACACACACGCACAUUCUCAAUACUAACAUUCCACAGCCAUCACACACAGGCACUCCUCAUAAAUACACGUCUGCAUUCAAUCAUGGGCAUUCUGCACCCACUGGGCUGAAGGGGUUAAAACCCAUUCAGCCACUUAACCUUACUUUAUUGCUGGGCUCCCUUGGCGCUGGUGACCUCUCCUCCUCCUGCCGACGAAAGCUCCGAAUGCACAUGCGCGGCCAGAGCCGCAUGCGCAUUCAAACCGGCCAUAGGAAAGCAUUAUUUUCACACUGAGAAUCAUGAAAGCGGCCUCUAAUGGCUCUCAAGGAGACAGCCACUAGAGGCUGGAUUAACCCUCAAUGAAAACAUAGCAGUUUCUCUGAAAUGGUCUGGGUGUCUAUUGUAAUACAUAUAUAUAUAUAUAUACACACACAUUUUAGUAGUGUGUAGGACAAAAUAGGUUAAUAUUUAAACAUAUGCUUAUAAAUAAAUAAUUUAUUUAUUGCUUUUAAAAGGCAAUCCCUUAAUAAUAUAUUUUUAUUUUGUUUAGUAUCUGGCAAGCCGAGCUUAUAAAAAAACACAUCUCACUGAAGAAUUGAUAACACGGUAUCUGCCAGAGGACCUUACUGAAAGAAAGAAAUUGCAUGACGAAGAAAUUCAGGAGUUAUCAAAGUAAGAUAUUAUUAAAUGGUCAAACAAAGCUUUUCCUCUAUUUUACAGCAGCAUGUUCAGUUUCAUAAUAUUGUCCUUGUCCAUUUAUAUAAUGUGUUUUGGAUCUCAAAAUGGAAGAGAUCAUCUGAUAUCUAGGUGGAGAUCAUGAUAAACUAUAUAGAGAAAUGUCAGCGUUGCAGAGAGAAGAGCAGAAAUGACUAUGUGAAAUCAUAAUGUAAACCUUUCAAGUAUUCCAGCAUUAAUGUUGCUAAAAACUAUAGAGAACCCAGAGUGACAGGUCAACUGUGCUUAAUGCUUAUUCAUAAGCAAAAUGGCAUGCUGAUCCCAAUGGGGAUUUACCCUAAAUAACGUUCUGCUGACGGCUUGUGUUCUUCUUUUAAAACAGUGUAGUUGGGACUUUAUAUGUCUCACUUAAUAUUAUGGUAUAAUGUUUGAUAUAUGUAACAUAUUCUCUUACACUCACUACAGUUUUUUUUACUAUAUAUAUUGGACCACAGACUUUUAGUUUUGUGCGUGUUUUGGUUUUUUAAUUAUGUUUUGUCUUUUUUUCUUCACAACUAUUGAGCUACUUCUUUCGUGAUGCACAAGUCUACUUCAUCCUGUCUAAGCUAGGGUUAGCUCAAUUUCUUAAUGCAGAGUUACAUAAUGCAAUAAGAUUCAACAACAAGGAAUACCUUGUUUUAAAUGCCAGCUCAUUCAGGUCAAACAAAGAGGAAUUCCAGUCAAAUUCAGAGAUUAGAGUAUCAUCCAACGAUAUCUAUUGUCUGCACGUAUGCAUGCUAAAUAUGUAUACAUCGAUUUAUUGUCUUCCUAUAAUACUUCAUUGUGUUAUCUAGACAUACCUAGUACUUAUUUGAAUUUUUUGUUUUUAUUUUUUUGUUACAUGAACACAGCUUGAAUAAAGAUGUACCUAUAUUUGUAUGUACAAUGGCCUUUCCUACGAUUCCUUGCCCACUUCAUGUGUUUGAACCCCGCUACCGUCUAAUGAUCAGGAGGAGCAUGGAGACUGGUACCAAACAAUUUGGCAUGUGUAUUGCUGAUGAACUAAAAGGGUAUGUAAUACAUUUGUUUGCCCAUUUAAGAUUGUGUUUUAGGUGCAACUCAUUGGGCCUCUGUGACUGUAGUCUUAUGAUAAAAAUAAACAUUUAUCCAAAUUACAUGGAGAUGGUGUUUUUGUACAUUUAAUAUCACUGAAAUGAUAGCACUAAAGCUUUAUGUAUUCAAGGACUACUGUCACUUCAAAAACUGUUGUUGUUUUUUUGGUUUGUUUUUAAGUGACAGUGAAAUCUUUUUUUCAUAAAGUAUUGACAGGAAAUAAUAUAUAUGAAAAAUAUUUAAAAAUAAUAAUUUUAAUAAAAAAAAAAAAAGAGAGACAAACGUAUUCCUACCUUUAGUAUAUAACCGGAUCUAUCAGCCAUAUAAACACACCUUAGGUCAGACAGUGUUUGAAAAUCGACCGUCUCUAUCGUCUCAUAACAAGAUUCUACAGACAAAUUAAAAAAAUAUACAUAAGAUAAUCGUAUAGAGAAAUGUGUGAAGAUUGUGGUGUUGAAUGCACUCACAAGAGCAAUCAAAGAAAACUGCAAAUCAACAGUCAACAAUCAACACUCCAUGGUUGCAUCGUCAUGAAACAUCAGACUUCCAUAACAGAUUGUUGAACGUAAAAAAGAGAGAACAAUGGUGCAGAACGUCAAGUUGAUCAUCUACUUUUUAAUAAAAAUAUAGUACUUACAAAAUGAAGAAGUGAUAAAAGCCCAUCUCCACAAAAAUGGUAUGAUCAUGAAUUAUCUGUUUCUGGUGCAGCAAUCCCGAUGCACUCCCAGGUAUCAACCAGACAAUGUAGUGAUGAAAACUAGUUAUACAGGAAAUCCAUGCAAAACAGAUACAAAGAAAAAAUGCAAAAUAUAAAAACCUCAUCCCCAUGUGUUUUGUCCAUCUUGACACAGACUUUCUCAGGGCAAGACUUCAGUGGUAUUAAUGGGCUGCAGUCUCUGCAGGGCUUUUAAAACCCCAGUGGUACCAAACUGUGACUGCAGAGCCGCAGUUUGUUCUUCCAGUUUUUGGGUCUCUUCGUCAUGCAUUCAACUGGCGUGGAGACGUUGCGUUCCAAGUGUAUGCGUCAUGUAGUAAGAAAGCUUUCACACACCAUAGUUAAGCAUUUCGCCUUGUUCCUAUACUCUGGAACCAUCAAUACUCAAAUGAGGUCUGAAGAAAAAGGGUAGAAACAUAGAAAACUGCCUGAAUUAAAGGAGAGCGGGAUAAAGGUAUAAUACAAAAUACCAAAAUAUACAAAUUAUAGUACCAAAAAGCAAUAAUACUGGUAAAAAUAAAAAUGUUAACAAAAGAGAAAUCAAAAAUGAAAUAAAAAGAAAACAAAAUUGAAAAAAAAAUUAAAUAAAUUAUAAAAAUAAAUAUAAAAAAUAUGACCAAAUGUAUGAAAUGUAAAAAAAAUAGUUUUUUGAAAAAAUUUGAAAGAAAAAAGUUCUGAAAAACAAAACAAAUCAAAAUCUACAUUUAAACCAUGUGGAUGGAGAGUCUGGAUUUUGUGAAUCUAGUAACCCUCUUUUCUCCACAAUUUAUUGAGUAGAUUUCCCCCUCAUUCAUCUACUUUGACCUGUUCAAUACCAGAAAUAUUUGGCUGUGAACAGCAGAGGAACAAUGCACUGUGACAGACAGUUAGUCUCUAUGGUCUUCCAUGCUUCACUCUCUACAGAGAACUAGGGAAGACCUCAGAGACUGUUGGUUUUCUAACACUGUUUGACCCAAGGUGCAUGUAUAUGGCUGAAGGAUCCUGUCAUAUAUACAGGAUGUGUGGGUUUUUUUUUCUCCCCCUCCCCCCUUUUUUCCUUUUUUGCUACACCCCAAAAAAAGGGAAAUGGAGGCAUUUCUCAGCAGUGGUGCUGCCAUAGAGGCCAAAAUUUAUACAAAAUACAGAUUAAGGAAUAACGCGCACACAAAAAUACAGUUUAACAUUCUAAAAAGCUACUUGUAAUCCCCCAUCAAACAAAUAUGUGGAUUGAGUUUUACCAAUAUGCCAUGUAAGCUCACCACUACGCCAUAUUACCCCAAUAUCGGUGGGUCCUACAUUAAUUUUAACACGGGAGACAAAUUAAAAAGUGCUAGUGCUAAAUUGAUUAAAGUGUAUUAGGUAUAGGUGUCAUUAUUAUACUUGCAAAGCUUCAUUCGUUGCCUCUGCAACUCCCAUUGUAAUGGAGGUUUGACUCUGGGCUGCAGUGUGAUCGGACAUCUACACCUAACCUGACUUCUUCCAAAGGGAGGUAAAAUGAAUUUAUGUAAUCUAUUUAUAUUCUCACAUGUAUAAUGCACUCAGGGCUGGCCUUAGGCCUUUGGGCGCCACACAGACACACAGAAACAUAGAAUGUGACGGCAGAUAAGAACCAUUCGACCCAUCUAGUCUGCCCAGACAGCGCCACACACACAGGCAGACAGUCUCUCACACACACAUUCAGACAAUCACACAUAGUUACCUCUGUUCAUUAUGGAGGUGGGAGUAGUGCAGCCCCUGGAUUCUGGUUGUUGGGGGAAGCAGGGACUCCUUCCUGCUUCCCCUGCAGCAGUUACACUGCACUUUUAGCUCCGCCCCGGCCGCACAGUAAGCUCUGCCCCCGGCCAGCCAUGUGUGAGCUGUGUCUGCCUCAGGGUGCCCCCUGGUCCAUGGCACCCUGUGCGGCCAUACAGCUCGUACACCCCUAAGGCCGGCCCUGAAUGCACUUUGUGCAUGUAUGAUAUGUACAUUGUAAUAUGCCUGUCAUACUUGUCCUGAAAUUGUCUCUCAUCAAGCUUUCAUGGUCAUGUUAUUCUAUGGCAUUCCAGGUUUGCAGAUUAUGGCUGUAUGUUACGUGUGAGGGAUGUAAAGUUUUUCCCUGAUGGGCGGUCAGUAGUGGACACAGUUGGAUUGAGUCGAUUUAAAGUCUUGAGCCAUGGACAGAGAGAUGGUUACCAUACUGCAAAUAUAGAAUAUCUGGAAGACAAAAAGGUAACUAAUUCUGAGAGGACUGCUCUUGGUAUCUUAUCUUUUGUGACUAGAGGACCCAUGUUGUAUACCUAAUAAGUUCUAAACCUGCUCGCAAUGAGUCCUCCAUAUAACUAAACGAUCUUUCCCCAUGUACCCUCUUUUUAAAGUUUCAAAAUAAAGGCUAUACACAGGAAAAAAACUUGUAUUUAGAGUGGAGAGAACAAUAUCACAUCUUGGUUGUGCAAUUACAAUUACAACUAGUAAACAUUUUGCCCAUUUGAUGAUUCUUAAGUUGGAAAUUGCUUUACAGCUCUAUGAGCAAUAGGUAAGUCUGUAAUGCUGGACUGAGUCAAGCUUACUAUCAUGGAUUAUCUCCCAUUAGCCUUGGAAGAACUACAGAAGGAGAGUAAAAUAAUUAAACCAUCUUUUAUGAUUAGUUCAUCAAAAGUGCAUCUGAUAUUUCUAGUCCUAAUAUUUCUAUCUGAAGUAUCACACACGAUUGGUACAAGACUUGUAGAAUCCCAGAUACCCCUAGAUAACAUAAAUCAGGUGGCACAUUUACAGAAUCUGACCUCAUUAUGAAUUGUUUUAGUAUUGGCAAUACUUUGGAGUAUUUACAUCUUGUUAGACUUCAUUCCUAUUUCAGGUGUGGCUAAGAACAGUAUUUGAUUUAUAUAUUAAAAGUAUUUUUAUGUGAUUGAGUUGUAUAGGCAGCUAUCAAAAAUUAUUGUACUGCGAAAUUAGAAACCAAUGUUCUAUGCUAUGAACUAAUUUAUUCUACAUUACUCUAUUGUUCCACAGGUUGAAGGACAGGAAUAUGAAGAACUGCUUGCACUGCAUAAUUCUGUGUAUGAUCAGGCCUUGGUAUGGUUCACUUAUCUUAAGGACAACCUAAAAGCACAAAUUCUUAGCCAUUUUGGGCAAAUGCCAAGCAAGGAAUCGGAACUACAGGUUAGCGCUCAAUUUCCAACCCCUGUACUUUAGAGACAGUUCUGCUCCUGUAUUACUGGUGUCCAUCAGAAAAACAUUUUCUUACUUGAACAGUUUAUAGCUUCGAGCAAUCGAGCUGCAAAUGAAAAGUCCUUCAAGUGAAACCUUGUAGAAAUCACAAUGUUUUAUGUUGUUCAUGUAGGAAAAAAAAUGAACAUGUUGCACUUUUGUUUGAGAAAAAUGGACACCAAAAUGCGUUUAGGGAUCAGUUCAUUUGAUGUGCCCCCGUGAUCAAUGUACUUCUGUUUUUUUAAAAUAAGUACUUACUGUUUAAUUUGUGUUCUGGAAAUUCUACCCUGCUGUCUCAUGGAAGCAUCUACUGCAUUUGCCAAAACAAUCUUUCUAACACAAUAAUUCUUUAUAUUCAUUGCUUUUGCUGUAAAGAAACCUUCGUGUAACGGAACAAACACAUCUUUCUCAAGCUUAGCGUGAUGCUCAUACAUUUAAUCUACAAUCUUGCUAAUUAAUCUUUGUUAUGGGUGUCUGCAACUACAGUUGCUUUCUCCUUUAGCAUAUAGAAGGUUGUCAAGUGUCACUGCAGAUACAAAUCUUAAAGGUGCACUCCAGUGUAUUUUUAAUUUGUUUUUAUCCUCAAUUUCUACAUCCCAUAAAUUUUAAAGGCAUCUACUAUCAUGACAUUGACAUUUUAACCAAUCUUGACCUUUGAGUAAAAUUUAUUUUUGGGGGGUUUUAGUUAAUUUAUUUAUUUUUACUACCCAUUUUUAUUUUUUUGUAUGCCUCAUUUGACUGGUCCAUUAAAUGUGAACAUUUCAUUUUGAUUGUGUUUCCUGUACAUAUGAAUUGGAUUUGCUUACUUAUAUACAAUAUGAUUACAAGUGUGUUCAUAUUCAUUUGAUAAAAGGUGGAAACUGCUCUUGCAAGUGAAUGUACACAUCUAGCUAGUCAUCUUAAAAACUGGAAGUGAGGGAAAAAAAGGGAGAGGAGACUUUUUUUAUUUUUUAAAUCUGUAAUAAUGUUAAUUAUUUAUGAUGCAAUGACAUUUGCUUGGAUUAUCUCUGCAAGAUUUGCUGCUGAACACCAGUUUUAAAUGUUGUUGCAUUACACUUUUCUCUUCUAGGCUAAUUCAAGUGGCCCAGCCUGGUGCUGGUGGAUGCUGGCUGUGCUGCCGCUAGAGAACAAAGCACAGCUAACCAUACUGGCCAUGACGUCAUUGAAAGAUCGCCUACUAGCAAUCAGACGUGUCUUAAUGUUCGUUACCCGUAAAAGACCCAGAUGA
Pelobates cultripes (western spadefoot toad) is the source of this 23809-nucleotide messenger RNA. The record is from the annotation of a GenBank genome assembly. Lineage: Eukaryota; Metazoa; Chordata; Amphibia; Anura; Pelobatidae.